AAUUCAACCUGAUCAAAGUGCAUUAAAAAAUGUUUAAAAUGGUCUUUUUGACCCUCAUUAUAACCGCUGUCUCGGCUGACAUUGACUUCAAAGACUGCGGAAACAAGGAGGUAAUCAAGGUUGAGGUGAGCGGCUGCCCAAACAACCCAUGUAUUGUCCAUAAGGGAAAUGCGGCUACAAUUACCAUUACCUACAAAGCCAACCAGGAUAGCGCAAAAGCUAAAUGGGAUUUGCACGCCAUUGUUGAGGGUAGAGAUGUAGACAUGUCUACAUUGUUGCCCGACUUUGACAAAGAUGGCUGUCAUAGCACUCCCUGUCCUAUCAAAAAGGGAGAGAUGAAAAUGUUUACCCAAAAGUCUAUGGUUCCCGACUCUGUGCCCGAUAUGGACGCCGUGUUUAAGCCCAUACUUGUCGGCGAUAAUGGAAACCUGUUUUGCGUGACAUUUAACGGAGUAAUCAAAAAGUAAAAUUAUAAAUUAUCAUGUUUGAUCUAAUUAAUAUUAUAAUUUGAUACGUAUUUUAUGAAAUAAAAAUGAUUCAUUUUUUAAUAAAAUGUUUUGCCAAAUUAAAA
Molecule: messenger RNA, 571 nt
Organism: Medioppia subpectinata
Lineage: Eukaryota; Metazoa; Arthropoda; Arachnida; Sarcoptiformes; Oppiidae
Source: the annotation of a GenBank genome assembly